This is a messenger RNA of Sporothrix schenckii 1099-18, 1701 nucleotides long. RefSeq lists its product as uncharacterized. The transcript has a single exon. Lineage: Eukaryota; Fungi; Ascomycota; Sordariomycetes; Ophiostomatales; Ophiostomataceae. Bases 1 to 1701 code for a protein of 566 amino acids. The record is from RefSeq and is a predicted model, not a curated record.
AUGUCGGACAGCCUCCUUGCCCGCAUCCCGCAGGAGCUCCUCUUGCCCAUCAUGGCGGACGCUUUCCCGGACAGUGACCGCUUCCACGACAACGUAGACAUGACAACGGAGGGGCAUCUGGCGCAGCGGCAGGCGCUGCAGGAGAUUGUCGAGGACGCCGGCGCUGUGCUGCCGGUGCUCGUCCGCCGUGCGGCGCUGGACGUCUCGAUGGGCUACCUGCAGCCGACGACCAUGGCCGCCCUGCUGGGGGAGGUGGCUCGCUUCCAGGCGCAGCCGGCACUAGGCCGGGCGGUGCGAACGCUUGUGUUGGACGUGGGCUUUCUGGCGAGUUCAGGUGCAGGUGCAAGUGGUGGCGGUGACGUGGAAACGUCUGAUAAUGCCGAGGAGGAUCCUCUCGUAGACGUAUACCGCCUGGCGCACGAGCAAAUGCCGGUGGGUGUCCAGAUGCCGGCCGACAGCGAGUAUGGCAGCAGUAGCAGCGGCGAUGGCAUGGAUGACAGCGACGGCAUGGACGGCACAGAUGCCGGCUCCGACGCCGAAUCCACACGCCUUCCGGCGUGGGUGGCGCGCUGGGGCGUUCCUCUGACGCGCCUCCUGCAGCGCACGCCGGGCCUGUCGGCGCUGACGAUGGGACUUCGCGGCGCCGCAUCGAUUCCGGCCAUUGAUGGCGACGACGACGCCACGGCGGACGACGACACCAACAGCCGCCUGUCGCUCCCCCGACUCGCGUCGCUCUUGUUCGACCAGAGCCAUCCCUUCCACGGCGGCGGCGUCCUCGACACGUCUGGGAUGAUUAUGCGCAGCUGCCCCAACCUGAGGGAGCUGUAUCUCUCGGGCAUCGACCAGGUGGUCGACAGACACCAAGGUCCAGGUCAAGGUGAGUCUUCUUUUCCUUUGUCUGUGUCUUCGUCGUCCCCUACUCUAACUCACCUCAAGGCCUUGUACUUUCUACGGGGCGUGCGCCUGACGCCCAGUGCACUGGACCGCGUUCUGUGCAUCGUCGGUCCACAUCUCACCAAGGUAAGCGUCGAAGUGCCGGGUGGCGGUCCCCGGUGGACGACGCCGCACAUGGCAGCGUUGGUGGCAGGCGCCCCUGCUGACGACGACGACAACAACAACGACAACGCCACGCCCGCCGACGACAGCGAAACGCGCUGCUACACGACGCGCGAGCUCGUGACCCGCCUGCUGCCCUGGGCCGGCUCGCUGCAGUACCUGCGGCUGGUCACCCGCUUCCAGCACGAGCUCAGCGUGUGCCGCCGCGAACGAUCCGAGGCCCGCCGGCAACGGACGGCGCCGCCGCCGAGCAUCAUGUCGCUCGUGGCCCAGUUCACCCGCCUCCAGAACGCCUGGUUUGGGCCCUACGCCUGCCGCCCGGCCGUCCUGGGCCUGCUGCGGGCCGUCCGCCGCGGCCACUUCCCGUGCCUGGCCGCCGUCGUCAUCGACGUGCCCCUGAGCGACGACGACGUGGUCGAGGUGGACGUGGGCGAAGACGACGCUGGUGGCACGCGCACGCUGCCGGUCCAGGUGCCGCACGCGCACGGCUUUGUGCGCGAAGACAUGUCGCCGCAGCGGGGCUUCUGGUCGGCGCGCCAGCUGUGGCGGGAGCAGCUCAAGCGGGAGCGCGAGGCGGCGCGGCAGCAGCAGAUGCAGGCGCAGGCCGAGCUGCAGGACAGCUCAGAUCUGUUUAUGCCCCAGUAG